AGUGAUGUCACAGCUUCAAUUAAACCUCCCAUUAGUGCCGGCAUCAAGUUUCUAAGCUCACACACCAUACUUUUCUUAGGCAUACACGCACUUUAUAUACUUUGCUUCCUAUUGCAUCUACCGUUUUACUGCUACAUUUAUUUGGUCAUCAAGCAUGAGCUCGGCCAUGCAUCUUACAAGACAUAGACCCGAGCCUUUGGCUUCAAGUCUAAACCUACAAUCUCACACAUUUGGACAACCUUAACCUCAAGUAAAACCUGAUACACACGUGCCAGGUCAACGUCACUCGAUAACCCCACCACAACACAGUUUUUCCAUCUUACACGUCUCAUCUCGCCAGUAAUUGGCUUCUUUUUUUCUAUUUUUCGAACAUUUGUGGUGAAUUCUCCCGAGACAGUAUCUCCCAACGCGUUUGCGUGCCCCUCGAAGAGUCUAAAUGACUAUGCAUCCUAUCGAACUCGACAAACCGUCUAAGGCGCCAAUAGACGCUGGGGCAUCUGAAGAGAUCCGGCUUCACUUACACGAUGUAGAGAAUGACGGUCACCGUGGGACUAUUGUCCGGGACGAGCAAGGCAAUCUGGCAUUUCCUAGUUAUGUACCUCCCGAUGUCGAACAGCCCACAUCACGCCCGAGAGCUACAUCGGAAGGUAUUCCAGAUCGCAGUAAAGCCCCCGACCUAGCUGAAGGCCCUAAAAAGACUAAGUCGGAUUCUGUAGCUGGGCCGCUCCCUAAACUGCCAAAGUCUUCUUCAUUCACCCAUCGCCGGAAAGCACAUCGAUCGUCGACAUUCUCCGCGCUUCCUCUUAUGAAACGUGCUAAAUCGAAUUUGUCGGCAUUUGACACAGCACUACGAGGUGGUUGGAAUCGUGACGACGAUGAUCAUGAUUAUACCGAUGAUUCGUCUCGUUCGUCGUCAGAUGCAGAAGAUAGUGAGGCGAAUGCUGACGGGCAUGCAAGCCCGCCAAAGAGAAAACCGAGACGAAAACGCCCCGAUGACAAGUUCCGACGUUUUCGGGUAGUAAAUGAUCUCUACCACACGAAAGGUAAAGUGUCAAAGAGGGACGGUCGAUUAAGUAUCACGGUGAAUGAUACCAGUAGUACCGGAUACCUAGCAAAGGCUCUCGGCACAGCCGUCAAAAAGAUCGUGCCCCAGAAAAGCACCGAAAUCAGGACAGACCAGCGGCCUACCCCCACACGAUUAUCAUCGGCCACUACCGCGGCAUCAGAAAAAUCCAGACGGCCGAAACUGAACAUAGUCAUCAUGGUUAUCGGCUCGAGAGGCGAUGCGCAACCUUUCUUAAAGAUAGGCAAAGUCCUUAAAGAAGAAUAUGGUCAUCGCGUCCGGAUCGCCACUCAUCCUGCAUUUCGGGAUUUUGUGGAGAAAGACUCCGGGUUGGAAUUCUUCUCCGUCGGUGGUGAUCCAUCAGAGUUGAUGGCUUUUAUGGUCAAGAACCCUGGUAUGAUCCCCACACUCGAGACAGUGAGAGCUGGGGACAUUGGGAGGAGACGCGCUGCUAUGGCUGAGAUGUUCGACGGGUUCUGGCGAGCUUGCAUCAAUGCAACUGACAAUGAAAAGGACAUCAAUAACGUUAAGAUGAUGGGCAAGAAAGAUCCAUUUGUUGCAGAUGCCAUCAUCGCGAAUCCGCCUAGUUUCGCUCACAUUCAUUGCGCAGAAGCUUUAGGAAUCCCUUUACACCUCAUGUUUACCUUUCCUUACACACCAACGCAAGCUUUUCCUCAUCCCCUCGCGAAUAUAAAGAAGUCCAACGUAGAUCCAGGAUACACCAAUUUCAUUUCUUAUCCUCUUGUUGAGAUGAUGGUUUGGCAGGGACUCGGAGAUCUCGUCAACAGUUUCAGGGUGAAAACUUUAGGACUUGAUCCAGUAUCAACUCUUUGGGCUCCUGGCGCGACGUACCGUCUUCACGUUCCGGUUACAUAUUUAUGGAGUCCUGGACUAGUACCUAAGCCUGAUGACUGGAGCGAGGAAAUUGACGUUUCGGGCUUCGUCUUCCUUGAUCUCGCUUCCUCUUUCGAGCCUCCCAAGGAUCUUAUCAACUUCCUCGACAAUGGUGAGAUGCCAAUCUAUAUUGGCUUUGGAUCUAUCGUAGUUGAUAAUGCCGAGCGGUUUACCGAGAUGAUCUUUAAUGCUGUGAGAUCAGCUGGAGUCCGCGCCUUGGUGUCGAAAGGUUGGGGUGGUUUGGGCCAAGAUUACGUUCCCGAAAACAUCUAUAUGGUCGACAAUAUUCCUCACGAUUGGCUCUUCCCACGUGUUCGAGCUUGCGUCAUUCAUGGCGGUGCUGGUACCACAGCUAUUGCACUCAAAUGCGGCAAACCCACUAUGGUUGUACCCUUCUUUGGUGACCAAUACUUCUGGGGCUCCAUGGUUGGCAAUGCGGGAGCUGGGCCGGCACCAGUACCAUACAAGAAGUUAAAUGAAGAGAGAUUGGUAGAGGGCAUCCGGUUUUGCAUGACUAACGAAGCACUCGAGGCAGCACAGAGAAUCUCUAGGUCCAUUGAACUUGAAGGCGACGGUGCUAAAAACGCUGUAAGAGCUUUUCAUCGCAGUCUGAAUCUAUCUGGUGAAAAUUCAAUGCGAUGUUCUAUCCUUGACGACCACGUCGCAGUUUGGAGGGUUAGGCAUACCGAUCUCAAGCUCAGUGCGCUAGCAGCCGAUGUUGUUGUUAACCAUGGCUUGAUACCUUGGCGUAAACUACGUCUCAUGAGGCAUAAAGAAUUCAACGAUUUUGAAGGCCCGGGUGAACCUAUCACUGGAAUCGUCGCUUCACUUGUCGGAACCGUUGGCAACGUUUUUGCAGGAAUAGGUAGUGUUCCGUACAGAUUAGCAAAGACGUCAAACAGAAGGGCCGAAAAAAGAAAAAAGAAAGAAAAAAGGACGCGACAAAGGCAAGAAGCACGAGCCGGACAUUCGGUUGGAUUUCCGUUCGAGAAUGCCUCAAGCUCAACAGCAACUACACCUGCGUCGGCGCCCCUUCAGCACUCCCACGAAGAGUACCUGAAUGACGUAGAAGAAGGCGCGGGGAGAACAGGGAGAGCUUUAGCUCAUGCCCCUGUCGAUCUUUUCUUAGCUCUAGCUCAGGGCUUUCACAAUGCACCUCGACUAUAUGGCGACGACACCGUGAGACGUCCGAUCCGCGUCACGGGAAUACGGUCAGGAUUGAAGGCAGCGGGCUACGAAUUCGUCUAUGGACUCUACGAUGGUUUCACUGGGCUUGUGCGAUUACCCAUCCGCGGCGCUAAGGAGGACGGUAUAAGGGGCGCGAUAGCCGGUGUUGCCAUGGGACUUACAGGUUUCGUGCUUAAAGACAUCGCGGCGUUGAUCGGACCUAUCGGUUAUACUCUCAAGGGAAUCGCUAAGCAGUGCGAACGAGGGAAACAACCUAUCAAGUACCUACGUCGCGCACGAAUCAUCCAGGCACAACGAGAACUUUCUGCUCUGACUGAGGCAGAGCGCAAGAUAAUGGUUGAAACUGUUCUUAAAGGGUGGCAAGUUCUUCGUGACCUGGCGGUUUUGAUAAUGCUAGAAAGGGAAAGAAGACAGUUUAUACCUCGUUUCAACAAUAAGCAGAGUGGGAAUUCUAAGGAUAACAAAUCGCUAACCAAGUACGGCAAGGGACUCGCCUUUGAGAGUGUUACAGCCGCAGAGAAAGCCAUCGAGGCUAUUGCGCAGGGAGAGAGUAUCGACGCCGUACUUAAGAAGCGUGGGAAACCUUUGGAUUCAUUGAAAACGUCUACGGAUGAGGAAACAAGUCAGGACGUCAUUAUGAACUCGGCUCAUGGAGAAAGUAAUGAAGAUACCCAUCGAUUGGACCGGAGUGAGGAAAAUACCGUUAACCUCCAUUAGAGGUUCGGAUCCUGUGCGAGGAAGACUGGGUGGCUAAGGGGAUGAGCCGGAGUAACUUCGUAAUGUCGCCCACAAAUGAGCACGCUGUCUAUUAUCGUCGCAUUCUCUUUUUGAAAGCCUUUAGUGUUUAACGUGCCAUGACUUCGCAUAAUAGUCAAAUAAUCGACAUCGGGGGAGGGGAGAUAUGGCGUUCGCGUUCUUUUGGACCAAGCAACGAUGCUACGCAUCCGGUAAUGAGUUACAACGAUAUUGAUAUACAUUUAGAUUAAAGGACUCCAGGGCUGCAUAAUAAUAAUAAUCGAUACCC
Molecule: messenger RNA, 4169 nt
Organism: Annulohypoxylon truncatum
Lineage: Eukaryota; Fungi; Ascomycota; Sordariomycetes; Xylariales; Hypoxylaceae
Product: glycosyltransferase family 1 protein
Exons: 2
Coding region: 437-3862 (1141 amino acids)
Biological process (GO): carbohydrate metabolic process
Molecular function (GO): UDP-glycosyltransferase activity; hexosyltransferase activity
Source: RefSeq, a predicted model, not a curated record